Molecule: messenger RNA, 939 nt
Organism: Babesia microti strain RI
Lineage: Eukaryota; Apicomplexa; Aconoidasida; Piroplasmida; Babesiidae
Product: conserved Plasmodium protein, unknown function
Exons: 9
Coding region: 1-939 (312 amino acids)
Source: RefSeq, a predicted model, not a curated record
AUGGAUGGAGAAACCGGUCCAAACCUCAGAUUAGCAAAGCCUAGAGAUGGAAGCUCGAUCUCUGUUUGUUUAUUUUCAGAAAAUUCUUCAACAAUAAAAGUUAACAAGUUGAUUAAACCAGAUGAGGCGGAUUCUGAUAUCUGGUCGGCCGAAUGUACAGUGGCGAACAAAACCGUUGCCAAACGGUUCAAAGUCAAGAAUUGCAAUGUAGAUACUAGUUGUUACUUUUUGCUAACCUCAUUGAACAACUCGACGCUGAACGUCAUGCCAGUGUCAAAUUACCAAUAUUUGGAGCCGGUAAUAGAGGGGAAGGGAAAUAUUAAAAUGAUGGAUGAAGAUGUUCCACAAAACAAACUGGAAAAGAAACUUGAAAUGAUCUUGAAAGAGGAGGAUAUUAAAACGCCAAGGCCCAAUCGAGACUCCGAUAUUUCCUACAUUACAUCUGCAUUGUCACUUACAGCUGUAAGAAAGGAGAAGGUAAAUUGGGAUUUUGAAGGGGAUGAUGAUGACGAUGAUGAUAAUGAUAAUAAUAAUUUUGGUGGUCAGGAAGUCGAAAAAUCGGAGAGACUAACCUCUUAUGGGCAGAAGGUUAAAAAUUUGCUAAAGCAACAAGUCAAUCAAGAAGUUGAUGACGAGCUGAUGCAAUAUGAGGAAAGUAAAGAAGGUGGUUCACCAGCAUCGAGCGUUGCCGGUUCAACAGCAUCGAAACAAAGUUCUGCUAUUGAUGAAAUGCAAAAUAAAGUUAUCAGGGUGAUUAGGCAGAAUAUGGGAAGAAUGCCAAUCAAGUUGCUGCUAGAUCACUUCCAAAUUAAGACCAAAAACAAUGCAUUCAAGGCGAUGCAAGAUAUAAUUAAAAGGACUUGUACUGUGGGUUUGGACAAUUCUAGGGGUCAACCAAUCAAAAUAGUUACCCUCAAAGCCGAGUUUUAUACGCACUAA